Molecule: messenger RNA, 2046 nt
Organism: Paramisgurnus dabryanus
Lineage: Eukaryota; Metazoa; Chordata; Actinopteri; Cypriniformes; Cobitidae
Product: histone H4
Cellular component (GO): nucleosome
Molecular function (GO): protein heterodimerization activity; structural constituent of chromatin; DNA binding
Source: RefSeq, a predicted model, not a curated record
AUGUCUGGAAGAGGAAAAGGCGGUAAAGGACUCGGUAAAGGAGGCGCUAAGCGUCAUCGCAAGGUUUUGCGUGAUAACAUCCAGGGAAUCACCAAACCCGCCAUCCGUCGUCUCGCUCGUCGUGGUGGAGUCAAGCGAAUCUCCGGUCUGAUCUAUGAGGAGACUCGCGGUGUGUUGAAGGUGUUUUUGGAGAACGUUAUUCGUGACGCCGUCACCUACACUGAACACGCCAAGAGAAAGACCGUCACCGCCAUGGAUGUCGUCUAUGCUCUGAAGCGUCAGGGUCGCACUCUGUACGGUUUCGGAGGAAGAGUUUUGACUUCAGUCAUGGCAAGGACAAAGCAGACCGCUCGUAAAUCCACCGGAGGCAAAGCGCCCAGGAAGCAGCUCGCUACUAAAGCUGCCCGUAAGAGCGCCCCAGCUACCGGCGGUGUGAAGAAGCCUCAUCGUUACAGGCCCGGUACCGUAGCGCUGAGAGAAAUCCGCCGCUAUCAGAAGUCCACUGAGCUGCUGAUCCGUAAGCUGCCUUUCCAGCGUCUGGUGAGAGAAAUCGCCCAAGACUUCAAGACUGAUCUGCGCUUCCAGAGCUCCGCCGUCAUGGCCCUGCAGGAGUCCAGCGAAGCUUAUUUGGUCGGUCUGUUUGAGGACACAAAUCUGUGCGCCAUCCACGCCAAGAGGGUCACCAUCAUGCCCAAAGACAUCCAGCUGGCCCGCCGCAUUCGUGGAGAACGUCCUGUAGGCAACUGCAAAGUCCUGUUUCACAGCACUGAGCAAAUUCAAGUCGGCCGUUACUCCAAAGAGGGAGGUAACGUUACAGUUUUUCGACUCCAAAGCAGCCAACCUCUCCUCCAUGGACAGCAACCUGGAGUUUACUACGGCAAACUGCUCAUUCACAUUGGCAAACUGCUCAUUCACAUUGGAAGUAAGCAGAUCAAGCUGACGAGACAGUCCACUCAAAGCAUUCAGCAGUUUACUCUCAUCGGAGGCAACGGGAAAGGAAUUGUCAUUAUCGGCCAUGACAGAGACCAGCAACACUAUGUAUUCAAAUCUCUCUGUUCAUUAUCUGAAUGCAUUCAACACCGCUAUCACUAUAUAAGCAGGAAUAUGAACUGGACUGAAGCUCAGAGAUACUGCAGAAAGACCUACACAGAUCUGGCCACAGUCGACAACAUGAACGACAUGAAACAGCUGAUGAGACAACUGAAUAAAAAUAUGAAAGUCUGGAUUGGACUUUAUAGUAAAACUGAAGUGGUCUAUGGGAGACAAGCAAAGGAUACGUCUAUGAAACUUCUAAUAAAACUUGGAGAGACGCUCAGAGUUUCUGCAGACAGCAUCAUACUGAUCUGGGAGGUCAAAAUAGAAAAUCAGGGUCAAUGGAAUGAUGCGGGUUGUCAGUACCAUAAGACUUUUGUCACUUUUGUGUGUCAUGAAGAUAAUCUGGUAUUGAUCAAUCAGAGUCUGAGCUGGUCUGAUGCUCUGAGUUACUGUAGACAGAAUCAUGUGGAUUUGGUUUCGGUUGAUUCAGAGGAGAUUCAGCGCUGGGUGUCAGGAUUGGUUCAACAGGCCUCUACUCCAGAGGUGUGGUUGGGGUUACGUCACUCCUGUGCUCUGGGCGUUUGGUUCUGGAUGAAUGGACAGAUGGUUUGCUAUCAGAAUUGGGUGAACAGUACAGUAGAUAAGAGCUGUGACACUACAUUAUUGCUACACGAAGUUGAAAUCAUGUCAGGAAGAGGCAAAGGCGGUAAAGGACUCGGUAAAGGAGGCGCUAAGCGUCAUCGCAAGGUUUUGCGUGAUAACAUCCAGGGAAUCACCAAACCCGCCAUCCGUCGUCUCGCUCGUCGUGGUGGAGUCAAGCGUAUCUCCGGUCUGAUUUAUGAGGAGACCCGCGGUGUGUUGAAGGUGUUUUUGGAGAACGUUAUUCGUGACGCCGUCACCUACACUGAACACGCCAAGAGAAAGACCGUCACCGCCAUGGAUGUCGUCUAUGCUCUGAAGCGUCAGGGUCGCACUCUGUACGGUUUCGGAGGUUAAACGCUUAAAAUCCAC